Molecule: messenger RNA, 1946 nt
Organism: Gaeumannomyces tritici R3-111a-1
Lineage: Eukaryota; Fungi; Ascomycota; Sordariomycetes; Magnaporthales; Magnaporthaceae
Product: ureidoglycolate hydrolase
Exons: 3
Coding region: 128-1780 (550 amino acids)
Biological process (GO): allantoin catabolic process
Molecular function (GO): ureidoglycolate hydrolase activity; ureidoglycolate lyase activity
Source: RefSeq, a predicted model, not a curated record
ACGUUUAAAAUUUGCACACAAAACCCACACUGAAGCCGGAGACGAUUCUGCAAUCUCGCACCGACAAGCUCGCACCGAAUGGCUGCGCCAGGCAUCAGCAGCCGAGGCAGAUCCGCUCCCUGAACAAAUGGCUGGAGGAACCCCCCACCUGAGUGGCGAAGACAGGCAACGGAUUCGCACGCUCUACUUUGACGGCAGCCUCUCCAAACAGGACAUCGCCCUCCGCACCGGCUUCACCCGCUUCCAGAUCCGCAAUGCCAUAAAGGCCGCAGAAUCAGAGCCCAAACCUCGCCCCGGACGCCCUCCGCUCCUGACCAAGGAACACGAGGAGGAGCUGCUCCGCUACGUAACCUCUGACGCCGGUCGCGGCCAGAGUUACAUAAACAUUGCCAGAUCCAUCUUUAAUGGAAGAUUCGGCGAGGUCGCCAUCCGCAACGCUUUGCGCCGCAGAGGCAUCAUUCGCGGCACGAGAAAGUUCCUCGCAAACCCCCCGCCACCAUCGAAGCUGAACGCCGCCGGCACUAUCAGGGUUUGGCAGGCUUCCAUCGACGAACCCCCACCGCCACCACGACCGGCACAGCUGGCACCAAGACCACAGGCACUACCGCCAGCGCAGCCGAUCGUUCAGAGGCUAGGAUACGUCCCAGGAGGUGUCACAUUGUCGCCGCCUUUGCCGCCGGCGAUGCUGCCACCGAUGCCAGCCUCGAUCCGGGUAGCCAUCCGCAUCGGCGCGGACCAGCCGCCCGUGACAGUGCGGGCGGCCCCGUUGACGGCGGUCGGGUAUGCCCAAUUCGGCGACGUGAUUGAGAACCCGCGACCGGAAAUGCAUCCGGCUGCUUUCGCCACCGCCGUGUCCCAGCAACAGCACUUGGGCAUCAUCCCCCACGCGCCUGUCGUGGCGAACCAGGGAUCUGCAAUCAAGUACCAGCACCCGACCCACCCCCUCAACUUCUACCCGCACGCCCCGAGCCAGGUACAGGGCCACGCGGUCAUCAAUAUGUUUUCAUGCGCAGCCAGGAAGCUGGAGACGGAAGCAGGUACGAGGGAGGUUAGGAGUGCCAGGCAGUCGUCCGAGGUGGAGACCAAGGACUCGAUUGUGGUUGAACUGAGCGACAAUGACGAGGAAAAUGCGAGCGACGCCGAGGUGGAUGAAGAAAGAGAAAGCACAGUCGACAGGGAAAGCACCGAGGUGAGAGACGUAGUAGAGGCUGCUUCUGGUGACCGUGUCGCGACCAAUCCCCGGCGUGGGCCGUGCGGCGUAUUCCCCGUCCUCGUCCUAGAGCGGCACCCCUUCACGACGCAGACCUUUGUGCCCAUGUCGCGCGACGGUGCCGACACGCGCUACUUGGUCAUCGUGGCUCCGAGCCUAGAGCCCAGCAGCCAAGACGCCGGCCUCCCGGUGCCGAUCCCGCCGCCCAACGCCACGGGCGGCCCCCAGCUCCCCGGCCGAGGCCUCCCGAAUCUCUCGCAGAUGCGGGCGUUCGUCGCGACGGGCAGCCAGGCGGUGACGUACGGCGCGGGUACAUGGCACGCGCCCAUGGUGGCGCUGGGCGCCGAGGGGAGCGUGGUUGACUUCUUCGUCGUGCAGUACGCAAACGGCAUCCCGAUUGAGGACUGCCAGGAGGCCUUGCUGCUCACCCCCCAGAACCCGGCUCCUGGCCCGUCCGCGGAUGGUGAGGGCGCCAGAGGGCCGAGCCAGCAGAUUGGGGUUUUUGUGCAGGUCCCACUAGAGUACCUUGCUGCCCAAAGGAGCGACACUAGGGGUGCCUCAAAAUUGUAGCAACGUGCUCUUGUUUUUGCUUGGAGGUACGCGAUAUCGAUAGCCGAUCGAGUCGUUUGCUGCAUCCGAUCAGGGGCCUCUACGUUCCCUUCAUCCGGCUGAUGGGGCGGUCCGAAGUCACAAACAUUAUCCCGUAUUCAACCCCCACUCCACUUUCAGUCCCAGG